This is a messenger RNA of Rosa chinensis, 2425 nucleotides long. RefSeq lists its product as uncharacterized. Gene Ontology annotation, molecular function: protein binding. The transcript has 3 exons. The record is from RefSeq and is a predicted model, not a curated record. The coding region runs from base 62 to 1993 and encodes 643 amino acids. NCBI's taxonomy places the organism in Eukaryota, Viridiplantae, Streptophyta, Magnoliopsida, Rosales, Rosaceae.
UUUUUUCACAGUUACUCUUCAACUGUAAACCCUAGAAUUUACUCCACAUUUCCCCCCAAAAAUGGGCGGCAAGAAAAAGCACAAGCAAACUUUCCGGCCACCACCGCCACCCAAGCGCGUCUGGGUAGUCAAACGCCGAAACUGGCUGGAAAUCCCGGACGACGUCACGGCGGCGAUACUGACACGUGUCGGCGCGAUCGGGAUGCUGGAGAGCGCUCAGAAGGUGUGCACGAAAUGGCGCAGAAUCUGCAAGGACCCCCUCAUGUGGCGCCAAAUCGAUAUGCGAAACGACGGCACGCAGCACGAGAUGGAGGACCUGGAGAAUAUGUGCCGCCACGCCGUUGGUCGGAGUGCCGGGAAAUUGGUCGGCAUCACCGUCGAGCACUUCGGCACCGAUGAUCUGCUUAAGUACAUCACUGACAGUUCAAGUGGCAUCAGACACCUCCGACUGUUGUCUUGCGAGGAGGAAAUAACAACUCAGGGAUUGGCGAAAGUGGCUUCCAAACUUCCUCUUUUGGAGGAACUUGAGAUUACAUUGUGCUUUAAUAUCUCACAUGAAGCUCUAGAUGUGGUUGGGCGCUCUUGCCCUCUUUUGAAAUCAUUCAAGUUGAACAAAGAGUGGUGCACAUAUUCAGAUAUGGAGGAUUGGUUUGAGGAUGAUGCACCUUCACAAGUUGAAGACGAUGUAGAUGCGCUGGCUAUAGCAAGAUCUAUGCAUGGUUUACACCACCUCCAGCUUUACGGGAAUAAGCUUACAGAUGAUGGCUUGAGAAAAAUUCUUGAUUGUUGUCCUCAUCUUGAGUCACUUGAUCUGCGCCGUUGUUUCAAUCUUAAUAUGGGUGGAGAUUUGGAAAUAAGACUUGAACAAAUUAAAAAAUUGUGGCUUCCUCAUGAUUCCACCAAGGGAAAAGGCUUUGCCGCUGAUUCUGACCAUUUCUGCUUUAAAUGGACGGAACUCCCAGAUGAUGUUACCUUGUCAAUCCUGUCACGGGUUGGAGCAAUUGAUAUCUUAGUGAAUGCUCAGAAGGUUUGCAUGAAGUGGCGCAGAAUCUGCAAGGACCCUGUCAUGUGGCGCACCAUUGACAUGCGAAAUCGUGGUUAUGAGGUGUAUGACUUGGGCAAGAUGUGUCGCCAUGCAAUCGAUCGUAGCUGUGGUAAUUUGGAUGAUAUCAGUAUUGACCAUUUUGGCACCAAUCGGCUCCUCAAGUACAUCACUGACAGUUCAAGCAGAAUCAAACGCCUCCGACUAGCACUUUGCAAGAGAAUAUCAGAUCAAGGAGUGAUUGAAGUGGCCAUGAAACUUCCGCUUCUGGAGGACCUUGAAAUUUCAUUAUGCCGACUCUCACGCAAAUCCCUAGAAGUAGUUGGUCGCUCUUGCCCUCUUUUGAAAUCUUUUAAAUUGAACCGGCGAACAGAUGAUGAUUAUGAUGCGUCCAUUGCUUUUACAAAGAAAAAUGAUGAAGCUCUUGCUAUUGCAAGAACAAUGCAUGGUUUACACCACCUUCAGCUUUUUGGGAACGAGUUGACUAAUGAGGGCUUGAAGGAAAUUCUUGAUGGUUGUCCUCAUCUUGAGUCACUCGACUUGCGAUGUUGUGAGAACCUUAAUCUGAAGGGUCCUUUGGGAAUAAGAUGUUCUGAGCAGAUUAAAAAAUUGUGGCUUCCUCGUGAUUCUAUUGCUGACUAUGACUUCCGUUUUACUGUUUGUGGUUAUGGAUCCCCACGUAAGUUUACUGUAUCUGACCUAAUUGGAUUUCCCAGAAUUGAUAAUGAUUAUGACGAAUACGGCUAUGGUAAUUAUGGUGGAUGGUGCUCCGAUGAUAGUGAUUGGUAUGAUGAUUUCACUAAACCUCCAUUAGAAGAGCUUCUUGGACUUGAUGAGGAAGAUCUUGAAUUUUUUGGACUUGGGAAGGGACGUAGAAGGGAUUACCUGGAAGAUUUUUAUGAUUUUGAAGAUUAUGGAGAUUAUGAAAGUGAUGAUGAGAUGUUCUAUUAGCAGGCUGAAGUCCAGGAUCAAAAAGCUUCAAGCAUCCAAGUGACUUUUAAUUUCUCCACAUAAGGCGUUGGUAGUUAUAGUUCCUCCUUGGGAAGCAGAGCUAUUACUGGAAACCCCUUCCUUUGCAGCAUGGCCUUUAUCAAACAUAUGAAGUAUCUAUGUUUCAUCAUGCAAGGUUGACUACGUACUUUAAGCUUUUUUAGGGACUUUCUACUUAUCUUCGUUAUGCACAUGUACAUGUGCUUUUGCUUUGUGAUAUUCUCGUGACUAUUUAUGCUUUUACUAGCAGUGGGUACUGUUGAUCUAAGUGUUGUUGUAGAUGAAGUUGUCGGGAUCUUCGUUACAAGGCUUUGAUAAAAUCUUCAGACUUUUAUCGUGUUUUUCACAGUUUAUUGUCUGAAACAAUACCCUUUUUCACAAGGCUUUAGUUAU